Molecule: messenger RNA, 1326 nt
Organism: Trichoderma gamsii
Lineage: Eukaryota; Fungi; Ascomycota; Sordariomycetes; Hypocreales; Hypocreaceae
Exons: 2
Coding region: 1-1326 (441 amino acids)
Source: RefSeq, a predicted model, not a curated record
AUGUGGCACCUUGUUCGGAUACUCGCUGCGUCGCGCCUUUGGUUCAGCGAUGGCAAUCCUCUGGAGGCCACUCGAGGUAGUCAGGGGACUUCAUCUCGUCUGAUUGUUGACCGCCAUGGAUUUCUCGACAUCACCGAGGUGCAUUCAGCAAAUGCAAUGGCCCUGGAUGCAAAUGGGGCAACUCUCUGGUUGAAGAGGCGCGGAGUGGAUGGUGGCUUUACUUGUCCAUCAUUGCAAAACGGCUCAUACCUACUGAAUCUGUCUCUUCAAAUUGGCAAUGAUGGUGGCAGUUUCACACUUGGCCUUAUCCAAGUGCCAGAUAUAAUCACAGCUUGUUAUAGUAUUUCGACGCAAGUGUCCGGUGUGUUGAAGCCUUUGCCCGACAUCUCCACCGAGGAUGUGGCGUUUAUCAGCAAGAUGAUUAGCAACAAAUUUGUGCCAUAUCAAAACAUUCCGCAUGAGCAUCCAAAGUCUUUCGCGCAGAUUAGGGCUUUGGGAAGACAAUACUUUCCCUUCACCCCCUAUAGCUUUGAGCUCGCCAUGUGUGUUUACGACUGGACGACGGCGUCCUUUGCGCGCAUGGUCUUGUUCAAGAUCUUCCAGUACACGGAUAUCGAUUCCGGAAUUGCUACUCUUCCUCAUCCGUUGGAUCGCGAGAGCCUUUCUAUUAAAAUUUGGCAGAGCAACUUCUCCGCAUACACGCCAAAGGACCCGGCUUUCAUGCGGACCUUUUUGAUGGAGCCCGCACACUCACUAGAUCAUCUCAAGGCGCAGUUUGACGAGGUCGUGGAUGACGUUUACAGGUUUAGCGAGAUCGAAAACCGCCUCCUUGCUGCAGCUGCGCGAUCUUUGCCUCGGACAUCGCUUGCGUCUAAGGCGCAGCUGUUUAGCGGGCAGGUUGAUCUUCACCAGCUCAGUACAAAACAUUUCGGCAUCGAGUUCUACGAAUGCCCCUUGAAUUCGGGUCCCAUCGGCACUCAGCUUGCACACUCACUGACCGAUGCGCUGGCUAGCUACUUGUCUGUGGGAAAGACCAUCACGACGAAGAUGACUUGGAGCUUUACGGAUAGCCUCGAUGUUGCGAUGAGGUAUUCCAACGGAAUAGUUCUUGCGCUGAACCCGCCGUCUGAUGCGUGGCUAUGGGAUGAUCUGCCGUUCAUCACGCCCCUGUCGGAUGAUCCACGCAAGUUAGAGUAUAUCGCUUCCCCAGGUACUCAAUUUGAGAUUGUGUCUCUUCAUCAGGCUGACGUCUCGGGCGAGACCGUAACUGUUAUUGGUCUGAAACCCGUUUCGAGACGAGAUAGGCGGUUGACGGUUCAAGGGUGA